UGUCAGAAGCUAAAGCUUGAAUAGAAUAACUUGUACAUGUAAAAUCAUUCCGGAAGAGGAAAUUGCAAAUUCGUUUUGCGUUUUGAACAUUUGUAUAUAUGUAUACCUAUACAGCGCUCGUAGGAAACGUAUUCAUUAUAGAACAUUAAUGUUGUAACUUUGAUUUAAUAUGGUGAUAAUGAAAGUGAUAACAUUCGUUCUUUACAAAUUGUUGUUUCACUGUCCCUUUGUUUCUUGAAACAUAAUGAAGAUAAAAGCCUUAUGAAAGCUGCGAUUACAUAAUAAUUUAAAGAAACCGCGAGGAAUGCACAUCAAUGAUCAUUGACAUUAAUUAAUUAAAACUGAAGGUUAGAAUGUUUUAAAAAAUCAAGCUCAGUUUAAUUUAGACUACAGUACACGUGGUUAUUUAGAAAUACCUGAGUAAUAUUUUCUGCCUUCGAUUUUGCCUUGUUUUCAACACAGUAGUAUGUAGUAUUAGUAUUAGUGAAAUAAAUUCUGAUUCCAACGUGUUUCAAAUGGAAUGAAUUUUUGUAAGAGUUCAAGUUAUUAUAGAAUCACUUGUAAUAUGAGAAAAUGUUUUGAAUUCUUGGACCUGAACAGUUUCGUCCUAUUAACGGAAUGUGAUACUGUUAAACAAUGGAACACAAAUAUAUUACUAAAUGCACAACAGUCAUUGAUGUGCCUUUUACCUGAUAUUGAUAUUGUUAUGCAAGCUUGUUUCCUUUUUUUAUACUCAUGUAAUUUUGAAAAGGAACAACACUUUCACAAUUUUGCUUUUCUUAAGACGCAUUUCUAACCGUCCUCGAGAGCGAAAAUGUGCUCAACGACAUACCAUUAUACAAUGGUUCUUCUGUUAUUUACCUGCAUUUUUGUGAUUGAACUUGGCAUGGUCUCAACAUCUACGGCCAUAAAUUGGAUUAAACUUCGAGGACACUAUGUUGAAGACAUAUGCCCAGCGGAAGAUAUUCGGUUUGUGAAAGACUCGGUUGUUGCCGCAGUAACAUGCGGUAGAAUUUGUUAUGAGGACGAAGAAUGUAAAGCUGUUACGUAUCAAGUGGAUGAUCAUAAGUGCACUGGUUGUCGGGAGUUUCUGAAAUCGUUACCAACGGUAAACUCAGCUGGAUUGCUAAAAUAUUCAAAAAAAGUUUUAGUAUGUCACGAUUGGACUGAAGAAGACGACAAGGCAAUCAUAGCAAUGGGGGGAGCAAGUCGCAUGCCAAUGUAUGAACAAACAUAUUGCGAAAAUUGCUUAGGCUAUACGUGGACAGAAGAGUAUGAUCCAAAAUAUCCAGAAUGUGGGGUAUGCAGGUGUUGUAAACCAAAGAGGUAUUUUUCAUUUUUCAGUCAUUGAUAUAUAAUUUUAUUUUCAUGUAGGAUUUUCCUUUUGCCUUCCACAUAAAUGUACAGUUUACAACUAUUCCGUAUAAGAUAUACAUGUAGCAUUUAACAUUUUUCUGAAAAAAUAUAUGUGUAGC
Molecule: messenger RNA, 1475 nt
Organism: Ruditapes philippinarum (Manila clam)
Lineage: Eukaryota; Metazoa; Mollusca; Bivalvia; Venerida; Veneridae
Exons: 2
Coding region: 815-1351 (178 amino acids)
Source: RefSeq, a predicted model, not a curated record